AUGCCGAAACCUCAAUAUUCCCAAAAAUUUAGGGAUUCUUGGCUUCAAGAUCCCGAUUUAAAAGAAUGGCUUCAAGCAGUUGAAAGUACCGCUGGCCAAGUAGCAAAAUGCAAGUUUUGUGGAACGAUAUUAAGAAGUCACUACGGAGAUUUAAAAACACAUGCUCUUUCGAAAAACGCCAACAAAAUAGAAAGUAUAUAUUUGUUUUGGACUCAACUUAAAUCUAAAGAAGAUUUUGAUAAAGGCAGACUGAACUUCUCAGCUAUAGGUGCAAGGUAUGGAUAUCCCGUAGAAGAAUCAGAUGUAGUCACGGAAGAUGGAUACAUUUUGAAAAUAUUUCACAUAGCUGGCAAUAAGAGAAGACCAGUGCUUCUCUUAAACGUGUUCGUCUACUCCGCUGACACGUUUAUUAUCAGAGGAAACAAGUCCUUAGACAUAACUCUCACAAACAAUGGCUACGAUGUAUGGGCUCUUAAUGCAAGAGGUACAAGAUAA
Molecule: messenger RNA, 495 nt
Organism: Parnassius apollo (apollo)
Lineage: Eukaryota; Metazoa; Arthropoda; Insecta; Lepidoptera; Papilionidae
Source: the annotation of a GenBank genome assembly